Messenger RNA from Phasianus colchicus (ring-necked pheasant), 1873 nucleotides. RefSeq names its product pleckstrin 2 (gene PLEK2). NCBI's taxonomy places the organism in Eukaryota, Metazoa, Chordata, Aves, Galliformes, Phasianidae. The record is from RefSeq and is a predicted model, not a curated record. Gene Ontology annotation, biological process: intracellular signal transduction; actin cytoskeleton organization. Gene Ontology annotation, cellular component: plasma membrane.
AUGGAGGAGACUACUGGAGUCCUGAAGGAGGGCUUCCUUGUCAAGCGGGGACAUAUUGUUCAUAACUGGAAAGUAAGAUGGUUCGUUCUGCUACAGGAUAAGCUGCUGUAUUAUAAACUUGAAGGAGGCAAGAAGGAGUCUUCUCCAAAGGGCAGGAUCCUUUUGGACGGCUGCACUAUUACUUGUCCAUGUCUGGAAUACGAGAACAGACCGUUACUUAUCAAACUAAAGACAAAAACCAACACAGACUAUUUCCUUGAAUGUUGCUCUAGAGAAGAGCGAGACUCUUGGGCUUUGGACAUCACUGGAGCUAUUCAUGCUGGUCACCCAGUGCAGGUGCAAGAGCUUCACAGAAUGAAGAACUCUUUCAAACUGCUAGAGAACAUCAGCCUCCACCACAUAGUGGAUAAAAUGCGUGACAGCAGUACUGGAAUUAAGCUGACCCUCAAUGUGGAGCAAGGCAAUCGAUACAAAGAGACCUUCACAGGUUCCGCUCUGGUGGACUGGCUCAUCUCCAACAGCUUUGCCGUGUCUCGGUUUGAGGCCGUCACCCUGGCCUCCAUGCUGAUGGAGGAGAACUUCACCAAGCCCGUGGGGGCACGCAGCACCGGGGCCACGCGCUACAGUGACCUCUCUGAGCAGUUCCUCGAUGACUCCACCGCACUGUACAUGUUUGCUGAGACCGGUAAGAAAAUGCUCAGUUCCAAGGAAGAGCUACAAUUUAACAUCUCCGAAUUAAGUGGCACAAUUGUGAAGCAAGGAUACUUAGUGAAACAGGGACACAAGAGGAAAAACUGGAAGGUGAGGAAAUUUGUUCUGAGAGCUGAUCCUGCUUUCUUGCACUACUAUGACCCCACCAAGGAAGAGAACAGACCAGUAGGUGGAUUUUCUCUUCGUGGCUGUCUUGUCUCAGCACUGGAGGACAAUGGAGUCCCAGCAGGUGUGAAAGGCAAUGUGCAAGGCAACCUCUUCAAAAUAAUCACCAAGAAAGACAUUCAUUAUUAUAUCCAGGCCAGCUCCAAGGCAGAGCGAACACAAUGGAUUGAGGCAAUCAAACCACUGACAUGAACAAGAUGGACUCCAUGCCAAACAAUGUCACAUCUGUGACCAAGUUCCCUGCUCUGUUUGUCAGGGAGUGAUGGUUGUUUUUUUUUUUUCCUUAACCAUUAUAUUUUUGUCAUGUGUACUGUCACAGCACCUAGCAAUUCCUGUCAGAUCAGAAUCCCAGGUGGCUAGGAUCACACAGAUCUGGAAGAACUUAUGCUCUAACCAAGAGACAAAGAACAACAAGUGGUUACAAAUAAACGACGCUUUACAAGGACUUUACAUCUUUCAAGAUGGAAGAAAAAGAACCUUUUGUACGAGUAUUCAGUCUACAUCUGACAGAUCCAGACUGUGCUUUAUUUUAAAGCAAAAAUGUCUUGCUCCUUUCUCCUUUAUAAAGGGGUUUAUAAGCUUAAUUAGUUCAGAUGGACUGAAUCAAAGUGAAUGAACUGAGUCACAGUCAUGAAAGACCCUGGUGUCUGAGUCUGCCUUUCUUGAUACAUCAUGAUAAAGCCUUGCUCAAGCUUAGCUCUGGUGUCAUUAAAAAUACAUCACACAAAAAAAAGUUCAGUGCAUUCGAUUCUCUUGUGCUCUUUAGAUACCAUGUUUCUCAGAGAUCAGUAGGAAUAAGUGAAAAUAAUGGUUACAUAGACCUUAAACCUAUAGUACUAUUAGAAAGUGAAAAACUGUCUGUAGUGGCAAAGUAGAACUGAAUAUAUGAGAUGAUUGAAACAUCCAAUCAAACUGCUUAUAUGAUUUAUAUUAUUAUUUAUUAUUUAUAUUAUUAUAUUUAUAUAUCUUAUAUUAUUAUAAGAUUUCUGAUAUCUGA